Messenger RNA from Coregonus sp. 'balchen', 2594 nucleotides. Lineage: Eukaryota; Metazoa; Chordata; Actinopteri; Salmoniformes; Salmonidae. The record is from the annotation of a GenBank genome assembly.
ACACACUUUGAGGAGCCUAUUGCACUGCUGGAGUUGGACACAAGUAACGGUGUGUUGUUACCUUACUACGACCCAGACACCAACAUGGUUUACCUCUGUGGAAAGGUAGAAACUCCUCACUCUCUGUGUACAGUAACAAUAUUAUCCAUUACCUUGAUACUACUACUGCCUCUAUACGGCUACUACUGUAAAUCCUCUCCUCUCCUCUCCUCUCCUCUCCUCUCCUCUCCUCUCCUCUCCUCUCCUCUCCUCUCCUCUCCUCUCCUCUCCUCUCCUCUCCUCUCCUCUCCUCUCCUCUCCUCCUCUCUUCUCCUCUCUUCUCCUCCUCUCCUCUCCUCUCCAGGGGGACAGUAGUAUACGGUACUUUGAGAUAACAGAGGAGCCUCCCUAUGUCCACUACCUCAGUACCUUCAGCAGCAAGGAGCCUCAGAGGGGGAUGGGCUUCAUGCCUAAGAGAGGGGUGGACGUCAGCAAGUGUGAGAUCGCCAGGUAGGAGACUGCACACACACACACACACAGACGCACACACACACACACAGUCACACACUCAAGUGUUUGUUGUGGCUAUUCUCGAACUCUCCUCUGUUCUCCAGGUUAUAUAAGCUCCAUGACAAGAAGUGUGAGCCCAUCGCCAUGACAGUGCCUAGAAAGGUAAGUCUCUCUCUCUCUCUCUCUCUCUCUCUACAUUUACAGCUUGUUAAAACUUUCUCUCCCUCCUCUCCUUCUCUCCCUCCCUCCCUCCUUCUCUCCCUCCCUCCCUCUCCUUCUCUCCCUCCCCCUCCCUCCCUCCUCUCUCCCUCUCCAUUCUCUCCCUCCCUCUCUCCCUCUCUCUCCCCCUCCCACUCUCCUCACUCUCCCUCCCCCUCCACUCUCUCACUCCCUCCCCCCCCCCCCUCCAGUCGGACCUGUUUCAGGAUGACCUGUACCCAGACACGGCGGGUCCCGACCCGGCCCUGGAGCCAGAGGAGUGGCUGGAGGGGCGAGAUGAGGACCCCAUCCUCCAGUCCUUGAGAGAUGGCUAUGUUCCACCCAAGAGCCGUGAGCUAAAAGUGGCCAAGAAGAACGUUCUGGACUCCAGACCCACCACCAGACGCAGCAUGUCCUCCUGCGACGGCUCAGCCAACCUGCCUGUGAGUCACACUCUGUCUGUCUGUCUGUCUGUCUGUCUGUCUAACCCUGACCACCAACCUGCCUGUGUGUCACUAUGGAUAUAAUCACCCCUUUAUCUGUUUGUCUAAAAACUCUCAUUCUCUAAUUUCUCCUCUCUCUCUCUCUCUCUCAAACCUCUCCACCGGUCCCAUCUCUCUCUCUCCUUUACUUAAUUAUUCUGAUCUUUAGAAAUUCUGCUUACUGUUAUUUUCCUGUUAUUUUCCUGUUAUUUUCCUGUUGUUUUCCUGUAGCUGCCUGUUAUUUUCCUGUUAUUUUCCUGUAGCUGCCUGUUGUUUUCCUGUUGUUUUCCUGUAGCUGCCUGUUGUAUUCCUGCAGAUGCCUGUUGUUUUCCUGUAUCUUCCUGUUGUUUUCCUGUAGCCUGUUGUAUUCCUGUAGCUGCCUGUUGUAUUCCUGUUGUUUUCCUGUAGCUUCCUGUUGUUUUCCUGUUGUAUUCCUGUAGCUGCCUGUUGUAUUCCUGUAGCUGCCUGUUGUAUUCCUGUAGCUGCCUGUUGUUUUCCUGUUGUUUUCCUUUAGCUGCCUGUUGUUUUCCUGUAGCUGCCUGUUGUAUUCCUGUAGCUUCCUGUUGUAUUCCUGUAGCUGCCUGUUGUAUUCCUGUAGCUGCCUGUUGUAUUCCUGUAGCUGCCUGUUGUUUUCCUGUAGCUGCCUGUUGUUUUCCUGUAGCUGCCUGUUGUUUUCCUGUUGUGUUACUGUUGUUUUCCUGUAGCUGCCUGUUCUUUUCCUGUUGUUUUCCUGUAGCUGCCUUUUGUGUUCCUGUUGUUUUCCUGUAGCUGCCUUUUGUGUUCCUGUAGCUGCCUGUUGUUUUCCUGUUAUUUUCCUGUAGCUGCCUGUUGUUUUCCAGUAGUUGCCUGUUGUUUUCCUGUAGCUGCCUGUUGUUUUCCUGUAGCUGCCUGUUGUGUUCCUGUUGUUUUCCUGUAGCUGCCUGUUGUUUUCCUGUAGCUGCCUGUUGUUUUCCAGUAGCUGCCUGCUGUGUUCCUGUUGUUUUCCUGUAGCUGCCUGGUGUUUUCCUGUAGCUGCCUGGUGUUUUCCUGUAGCUGCCUGGUAUUUUCCUGUAGCUGCCUGGUGUUUUCCUGUAGCUGCCUGGUGUUUUCCUGUAGCUGCCUGUUGUUUUCCUGUAGCUGCCUGGUGUUUUCCUGUAGCUGCCUGGUGUUUUCCUGUAGCUGCCUGUCCCUGACCUAUCUUUCCUCUUGUUCCUUUUUUCUUCCUUCCUUUCCUUCUCCUACCUUUUUCUCCCCUUCCCUCUUUCCCUUGCUCUUUCCCCUCCCCCUCCCCCUCCCCUCUCUCCCCUCUCUCCCCCUCCCCAGCCUCAGUUGGUAGAGCGGUUGUUGGAAGAAGUUCAGAAUCUCAAGGCGACAGUUCUGUCUCAGGAGAAGAGAAUCUGUGACCUGGAGAAUAAACUCUCCAAGUACACCAACGGCACAGCCUAA